Molecule: messenger RNA, 645 nt
Organism: Prosopis cineraria
Lineage: Eukaryota; Viridiplantae; Streptophyta; Magnoliopsida; Fabales; Fabaceae
Exons: 3
Coding region: 1-480 (159 amino acids)
Source: RefSeq, a predicted model, not a curated record
AUGUUCUUACAUAUCCUUGCACAUCAUUUAAAAAAUAGAGUUAUACGAUUUUAUUUUGGGAGGUCUGGUGAAACUAUUAGUAGGUAUUUUAAUUUGGUCUUAACUUCUAUGAUGAAACUGAAUCGAGACCUCCUAAAGAAACCUGAGCCAAUUGCUGAGGAUUCAAUAGACGAAAAAUGGAGGUGGUUUAAGCAUUGUUUAGGUGCUCUUGAUGGAACCCAUAUUAAAAUGAAGGUGCCUAUGGCUGACAAAGCGAGAUAUAGAAAUCGAAAGGGGAAAAUAACUACUAAUGUGUUGGGAGUUUGCUCUCCGGAUGGACAAUUCAUAUAUGUCUUAACGGGUUGGGAAGGCUCAGCAGCUGAUGGUAGAGUUUUGCGAGAUGCUAUUAGUCGUAGGAAUGGUUUGAAAGUGCCUCAAGGCCAAUAUUACUUGGUUGAUGCGGGGUAUGCAAAUUGUGAAGGAUUUCUUGCCCCAUUUUGAGGUCAGCGAUACCACUUAAGUGAGUGGAGGGAUGGACGGCAGCCUUUAACUCCACGUGAGUGCUUCAACAUGAGGCAUUCAUCUGCGCGUAAUGUUAUUGAACGAUGUUUUGGAAUGUUGAAACUACGAUGGGCUAUUCUUAGGAGUCCUUCAUUCUACCCUGCU